Messenger RNA from Chaetomium strumarium, 2627 nucleotides. RefSeq lists its product as uncharacterized. Gene Ontology annotation, molecular function: ubiquitin conjugating enzyme binding; zinc ion binding; ubiquitin protein ligase activity. The record is from RefSeq and is a predicted model, not a curated record. The transcript has 2 exons. Gene Ontology annotation, biological process: ubiquitin-dependent protein catabolic process; positive regulation of proteasomal ubiquitin-dependent protein catabolic process; protein polyubiquitination. Bases 287 to 2359 code for a protein of 690 amino acids. NCBI's taxonomy places the organism in Eukaryota, Fungi, Ascomycota, Sordariomycetes, Sordariales, Chaetomiaceae. Gene Ontology annotation, cellular component: ubiquitin ligase complex; cytoplasm.
AAGCAGCCCAAUCAAGGGUCCCUUGCCCAUUUCAACGCAAGCGGACGCUCAACCCACGUCUCACGUCCCACACGGCACCCUCGACCCUCGUCAUACAUCUUGCAGUUGAUCGCAUGCCACGGUCAUAUGAGGGUACCUUAUCCUCUGUCCAGAGCCAUCGAGCUUGGAUGCCAGGCCAUGUAUUCACCUUCCACACGGGGCACCACGAGCUUGACGGCCUCGAAGUCGCUCCCCGUCUCUUCGGUCUAACCGUCGAUCGGACUGCAUCCGUCGCUUGUGAGCUCCCAUGCCUCGACGCUUGUUGCUCCUGCCCGCUCCGGUCGACGGUCUCAUCCGGCCUCCGGAGCUUGACGCUGCCGACUAUAUUAGCCAGGUCCUUAACCGCUCAGAUGGCGCGACCGAGGCGGAUAUUGACCAGGAAUUGAUCGCAAAAGCAGUGGCCCUCGGGGUCGAGCUGCCAAUAUCUCGGCGAAACAGCGCCCAGGAACCGAGGGGCCCUGGCAGCGAUAGCGGUGAUACUCCAAACCUGCAGCAUACUCGCACGGCAUCUGUGGGAUUGAGCCAGACGGCAGAUAUGGAUCUCGCUUCGCAGACGUCAAAUCGUGCGCCAGCGGCCGCCACGAUGCUGACCGAGACUUCAGAUAGGAGGAGACCGAAAAGCCUCAGCUUCUCCCAAUACGACAGGUAUAUCAGACAAGUUGAUCCUGCCCUCGAUCAGCCCAAAUUCCUCAAGCCCAACCGCCAAAAGCCUAGAUGGUCGACCGGCGCUAGGACAAAGUCGGGCUCCAGGAAAGGGGUCAUGGUUUUCACUCGGAGCCUCGCAAGGAGGCUGCGAAAGAGGGGACCAGGCCUAAACACGCCCAUGCCCUGCAUAUGCUGUCGCGAAGACUUUGUCGCCGACAACGAUACUCUGCUCACCCUGCCAUGCGGUCACAGCUAUUGCCGCGAAUGCUUGUCCGUCUUGGUCACCCAGUCGCUGUCGGAAGAAAGGAAAAUGCCGCCAAGGUGCUGCACACAACCAAUCCCAAGCGUAACCAUCAAAAUGGUUCUUCCGCGAGAUAAGCAGCAGCAGUUUCUCAAGGCUGUGGUGCAGUACAGCACCCCCUGGGAGGCGAGAAUCUUCUGUCCAAACGCAUCUUGUGGAGAGUUCAUCCCGCGCCCCAGCAAGGCAGACCCCAAGCACCCGUUCGAAGUGGUGUGCACACACUGCAAGACGCGCGUUUGCUCCAUGUGCAAGCAGGCCGCUCAUCAGGUGGGCCAAGACUGCCCGGCGGACCACGAGUCCGAACGCGUGCUCGAGAUGGGCGAGAAGUCCGGCUGGCGGCGCUGCUACAAGUGCCGGAUGCUGGUCGAGCUGGCGCAGGGCUGCACCCAUAUGACCUGCCGGUGCAAGGCGCAGUUCUGUUACAUCUGCGGCGCGGUCUGGGACCCUGCGGUCGGCUGUCCCAACUUCUGCAACGGCGAGGAAGAACUGGAGCGGCGACGCGCCGAGGAGGAGGCGCGGUUGGCGGAGCUCGAGGCCGAGAAAGCUGCUCGAGAGCAAGCGGCCGAAGCGGCAGAGACUGCCAGGCAGGAGGCGGAGAAGCGAACACGGGAUAGCGUCGAGUUUGGGGCGCUGCGGAAGCAGCUGGAGGCCGAAAUGACCCGGUUCAGGAAGUUCGAGGGGCAGGUGGGCGAGGCCAUGCGACUUCGGCAAUCCAAUAAGAAGCUCGCGCUGGUCGAGAAGUUCUCCGAUCUCGCGGACAAGAUGCGCGAGCGCCACGCCAAGACUGAACAGCAUCUCGAAGACCGCCAGGUCCUGGUCGAGAUCGAACUACAAGCCCAGUUGAAGGAAAAGGAGAAGUCGGUCAAGAUCAAGCUCAAGUACAUGCAAGACUACUGCAACGGAACGGUCCCGCCAACGGGGAAUGGCGACGGGAACAACGGCGAGAUGCUCCUGAGGCGGGUAGUAACCGAUCGUGACUGGGGACAGCUGCGGCUGCAGUACCAGACCCGCGACGAAAUGGAACGGAGACACCAAUCCCAAAUCAACGGCCUGCGGGAGAAGCAGGAUAAGAGUAUGGAGGAGCUUCUGAAGCGGCACGGGAAGGAGAUCCAGACGCUGAUGGACCGGCGGGCCGAGGAGUUCGAGGACCUUGCAAUCGAGUUUGCCAACGAGGAGGAGGUACUCCAGCAGACGUUUUCGGAGCGCAGGGCUCGGUUGCAGAGGAGGUGGGAGCUGGCCGUGGAGAUCUUGAGGGUUGAGUUGGAAAAGAAGCACGGGAAGAAAUUCGCCACGAUGCCGUUGCCGAAAUGGCCCGAGGCCACUGACACUGACACGGACACUGACACUGCAGUGGUGGGUGAGACGAAUACGUGACGCGCGGGCUGGUGAGGUGAUGGCCCGAGUACCUGUAUCGUGUAGCUGCGGCUUCCAUUCCCCUCUCUUCCUUCGUUCGGGAUACAAUCUGUCGAACAUCUCUAUCCGGGUCUCAUCAGGUAUAUUUUCUGGGAGUUCCAUUUCAUGGCAUGGCCUGAGGGUGGUCAAUACAAGGUUGGGAAAUAGCAUUGGUAAUGGAGUUAAUGUCUCUUCAGUACAUUCAGGUCAUCAUUUUUAUGGUCUGACUGCUGUGCUCUCCGUUAUGUUU